GGCGCUCUGAGGCGCGGGGCGCGGCGGGCGCAGGGCUCAUGUAAUCAAAGAAGUUUCUUUGUUGUGUGUAUCUUUUCAGAACACAACAGGAAUUGAAAAUGAAUCAGAACACUGAGCCUGGUGCAGCUGCUGAGAGCCUGGCCGAGGUACCUGAACACGUGCUCCGAGGACUUCCGGAGGAAGUGAGGCUUUUCCCGUCUGCUGUGGACAGGACUCGGAUUGGUGUCUGGGCCACUAAGCCAAUUUUAAAAGGCAAAAAGUUUGGGCCAUUUGUUGGUGAUAAGAAAAAAAGAUCUCAGGUUAAGAAUAAUGUGUACAUGUGGGAGGUCUAUUACCCAAAUCUGGGAUGGAUGUGCAUUGAUGCCACGGACCCAGAGAAGGGGAACUGGCUGCGGUAUGUGAAUUGGGCUUGCUCCGGAGAAGAGCAGAAUUUAUUUCCGCUGGAGAUCAACAGGGCCAUUUAUUACAAAACUUUGAAGCCAAUCGCGCCGGGCGAGGAGCUCCUGGUCUGGUACAAUGGGGAAGACAACCCCGAGAUAGCAGCUGCGAUUGAGGAAGAGCGAGCCAGCGCCCGGAGCAAGCGGAGCUCACCGAAAAGCAGGAAAGGGAAGAAAAAAUCCCAGGAAAGUAAAAACAAAGCAAACAAAACCGAAGACCUACAGCUGAAGACAAGUGAGCCAGAUUCUGCUUCUGCAAAUAUGAGAGAUUCUGCGGAAGGUCCCAAAGAAGAGGAUGAGAAGCCCUCAGCCUCAGCCUCAGCCGCGGAGCAGACCGCCGUUCUGCAGGAGGCGGCCAGUCAGGAUGUGCUUCCGGAGCUGGUAGCUCCCCCCGCUGCCUGUGAGCCCCACACAGAACCAACAGAACCAGACGAGAAGCCAGAAGCCACGAACUGUGAGGGGAAUGAUUUGGAGGAAGAGGAGGAAGAGGAAGAAGAUGAGGAGGACGAGCUGGAGGAAGAGGGGGAGGAGGAAGCGGACAUGCCAAAUGAAAGCUCUAUGAAAGAGCCAGAAAUACGCUGUGAUGAGAAGCCAGAAGAUUUAUUAGAAGAACCAAAAAAUGUUUCAAAAGAAAUGCUUGCGGGCUCUCUGGAGGUUCCACCUGUUCCCAGAACUCCCAAAGCUAAAGAAGAGGCCAACGGCGAUCUGUUCGAGACGUUUCUGUUUCCGUGUCAGCAUUGUGAGAGGAAGUUCACGACCAAACAGGGGCUCGAACGGCACAUGCACAUUCACAUAUCCACGGUCAAUCAUGCUUUCAAGUGCAAGUACUGCGGGAAGGCGUUCGGCACGCAGAUCAACCGGAGGCGGCACGAGCGGCGCCACGAGGCGGGGCUGAAGCGGAAGCCCAGUGUCCCGCCGCAGCCGCCCGAAGAGCCGGCCGAUGGCAGGGCGCCUGGGGACGGGCCUGCCGCGAAGGAUGGCUCGCCGCCGUCCGGGCUCGGGCAGGACUCGCUGCUCGCACAUCCAGAGAAGGCCCCCCAAGAGACCGUCCAGUCUUCUGUUGGAGAAGAAAACGGGGAAGUCAAAGAGCUUCAUCCGUGCAAAUACUGUAAGAAGGUUUUCGGGACGCACACCAACAUGAGACGGCAUCAGCGCAGGGUGCACGAGCGCCACCUGAUUCCCAAGGGCGUGCGGCGGAAAGGGGGCCUCCUGGAGGAGCCACGCCCCCCCGCGGAGCCCGCCCCGCCCGCCCCCAGUGUCUACGUGCCCAGCACAGAGCCGGAGGAGGACGGGGAGGCUGAUGACGUGUACAUCAUGGAUAUCUCCAGCAAUAUCUCGGAAAACCUGAAGUUCUACAUUGAUGGCAAAAUUCAGACCAGCAGCAGCACGAGUAACUGUGACGUCAUCGAGAUGGAGUCAGGCUCGGCAGACUUGUACGGGAUAAAUUGUCUGCUCACUCCGGUCACGGUGGAGAUCACCCAAAACGUCAAGACUGCGCAGGCCUCCCUAGCAGAUGAUCUUCCUAAAGAGCCUUCCAGCGGCACAAACAGUGAGUCCAAGAAACGGAGAACGGCGAGUCCUCCCACACUACCUAAAAUCAAAGCCGAGACGGAGCCUGACCCCUCCGUGCCCUCGUGUUCCUUACUGCCUCUCACCAUAGCCACGUCAGAGGCCGUGUCUUUCCACAAAGAGAAAGGCGUGUACUUGUCAUCGAAGCUCAAACAACUUCUUCAGACCCAGGACAAGCUAACGCCUCCUGCAGGCAUUUCCACGACCGAAAUCCCGAAGUUAGGGCCCGUUUGUGUGUCCGCUCCCGCGUCGAUGCUCCCCGUGACCUCGAGCAGGUUUAAGCGGCGGACCAGUUCUCCUCCCAGUUCCCCGCAGCACAGUCCCGCCCUUCGAGACUUUGCGAAGCAGAGCGACGGCAAAGCAGCGUGGACUGAUGGAGUUCUAGGUUCCAAAAAGCCCAAAUUAGAAAGCCACAGCAGCUCACCGGCGUGGAGUUUAUCUGGGAGAGAGGAGAGAGAAGCCGGGAGCCCGCCGUGCUUUGACGAAUAUCCAGCAUCCAAGGAGUGGGCAGCCAGUUCUACUUUCAGCAAUGUGUGCAACCAGCAGCCGCUCGAUUUAUCCAGCGGUGUCAAACAGAAGGCUGAGGGCACAGGCAAGACUCCCGUCCAGUGGGAAUCCGUAUUGGAUCUCAGCGUGCAUAAGAAGCCGUGUGGCGACUCGGAAGGCAAGGAGUUCAAAGAAAACCAUCUGGUGCAGCAAGCCUGCAAUGCUGUAAAGAAAAAGAAACCAACCACGUGCAUGCUGCAGAAGGUUCUUCUCAAUGAGUACAAUGGCCUCGAUUUACCGGUAGAGAGUGCUGCAGAUGUGACGCGGAGCCCGAGUCCUUGUCAGUCCCUGAAUCCCCAGCCAGACGCUGGCCUUGGCCCGGAUUCCAGUUUACCGGCCCCUGUGGCUGAGUCCCCACCCGAUGCCUCUCCUUCCUCACCUGCCCUGCAGACCUCUUCCCUUUCUUCUGGGCAGCUGCCUCCUCUCUUGAUCCCAACACACCCCCCUUCCCCCCCACCCUGCCCUCCGGUGUUGACUGUUGCCACGCCACCGCCUCCACUCCUUCCUACUGUCCCUCUUCCGGUCCCUUCUUCCGGGGCUUCUCCCCGUCCGUGUCCCUCUCCUCUCUCGACUGCCACCGUGCAGUCCCCGCUUCCCAUUCUCUCCCCUACAGUGUCUCCGUCACCAUCUCCCAUCCCUUCCGUGGAGCCGCUCACGUCUGCUGCCUCGCCCGGACCCCCCACCCUUUCCUCGUCUUCUUCCUCCUCGUCUUCCUCCUCUUCCUUCUCCUCUUCGUCUUCCUCCUCUUCCCCCUCGCCGCCACCGCUCUCAGCAGUAUCCUCUGUUGUUUCCUCUGGGGAUAAUCUGGAAGCUUCUCUCCCCAUGAUAACCUUCAAGCAGGAGGAACUAGAGAAUGAUGAUCCGAAGCCCAGGGAAGAAGCCCAGUCUGCAGUUGAACAGGAGAUUGUUCAGGAAACAUUCAACAAAAACUUCAUCUGCAAUGUCUGUGAAUCACCUUUUCUUUCCAUUAAAGAUCUAACCAAACAUUUAUCUGUCCAUGCUGAAGAAUGGCCCUUCAAAUGUGAAUUUUGUGUGCAGCUCUUUAAGGCUAAAACUGAUCUGUCAGAACAUCGCUUUUUGCUUCAUGGCGUUGGGAAUAUCUUUGUGUGUUCAGUUUGUAAAAAAGAAUUUGCUUUUCUGUGCAAUUUGCAGCAGCACCAGCGAGAUCUCCACCCAGACAAGGUGUGCACCCACCAUGAGUUUGAAAGCGGCACCCUGAGGCCCCAGAACUUCACCGACCCCAGCAAGGCCCAUCGGGAGCACAUGCAGAGUUUGCCAGAAGAUCCUUUAGAGGCGUCGAAAGAAGAAGAAGAGCUGAAUGAUUCCUCCGAAGAGCUUUACACAACCAUAAAAAUAAUGGCUUCUGGCAUAAAGACGAAAGACCCGGAUGUCCGACUGGGGCUCAAUCAGCAUUACCCGAGCUUUAAACCACCCCCAUUUCAGUACCAUCACCGGAACCCCAUGGGCAUCGGUGUGACGGCCACAAAUUUCACUACACACAAUAUUCCACAGACGUUCACCACUGCCAUCCGCUGCACAAAGUGCGGGAAGGGUGUUGACAACAUGCCGGAGUUGCAUAGACACAUCCUGGCGUGUGCUUCGGCCAGUGACAAGAAGAGGUAUACCCCUAAGAAAAACCCAGUGCCCUUGAAGCAGACUGUCCAGCCCAAAAACGGUGUGGUGGUUCUCGAUAACUCCGGGAAGAACGCCUUCAGACGAAUGGGACAGCCCAAAAGACUGAACUUUAGCGUCGAGCUCAGCAAAAUGUCCUCGAACAAGCUCAAACUAAACGCACUGAAGAAAAAAAACCAGCUGGUCCAGAAAGCAAUCCUUCAGAAAAACAAAUCUGCGAAGCAGAAGGCCGACUGCAAAACCGCCUGUGAGUCGUCUUCGCACAUCUGCCCGUACUGUAACCGGGAGUUCACGUACAUCGGGAGCCUGAACAAACACGCCGCCUUCAGCUGUCCCAAAAAACCGCUCUCUCCUUCCAAAAAAAAAGUUUCCCACUCAUCCAAGAAAGGCGGACACUCCUCACCUGCAAGUAGCGACAAAAACAGCAGCAGCCACCGGCGACGGACGGCGGACGCGGAGAUUAAGAUGCAGAGCACGCAGGCUCCUCUGGGCAAGACCAGAGCGCGCAGCUCGGGCCCCGCACCGGUCCCGCUGCCCUCCUCGUCCUUCAGGUCCAAGCAGAAUGUCAAAUUCGCGGCUUCGGUCAAGUCCAAAAAGCCAAGCUCCUCCUUAAGGAACUCGAGCCCGAUCAGAAUGGCCAAAAUAACUCACGUUGAGGGGAAAAAGCCCAAAGCUGUGGCCAAGAAUCAUUCUGCUCCACUCGCGAGCAAGACGGCCCGCGGCCUGCACGUGCGGGUGCAGAAGAGCAAAGCCGUCCUGCAGAGCAAAUCCGCUUUGGCCAGUAAGAAAAGAACAGAUCGGUUCAAUGUAAAAUCUAGAGAACGAAGUGGGGGGCCGGUCACCCGAAGCCUCCAGCUGGCAGCCGCUGCCGACCCGGGGGACAGCAGGAGGGAGGACAGCGGUGGCAAGCAGGAGCUGAAGGACUUCAGACAGAGGAAUAAGAAACGGGCCAGAUUCCGAAGAAAGGAGAGGAGGGAGCGCGGACAGCCUUGCGUGAGGGCGCAGAGCCUGGCAGGUCCCUCAGGCGGGGGUGUCCGUGCCUUUGUUCCCCCCGGUAAUGGCAGAAGAAUUCAUCUUAGGGUGGAGGUGACGUCACCGUUUUAUUCUGUGUCCUCCCUGUAUUAAGAACUGUUCUCAGUGACACAUUAAAGACACAGGGCAGUGGUUCAAUUUGUCAUACUGACUUUCAGACUUUCCAAGUUACUCCGGUAACCUGAGCUGAUGUGUGGUCUCGGAAUCCCUGCUCCUGGGUGAUUCCUCCAGGUGAAUCCCGUGUGACAUAGGCAGCAUCAGAUAGAAUUGCUGCAAAAUAACUUCCAAAUCUUGUCCUUUCAGAGUGACGAGCUGCUCGGCUCUAGGCUUUCUUGGCUGUAACUUUGAGUGUCUGAAAACUCUGGUGUUUCAGGCAAAGCAUUAGUAUGAAUUCUGAGGAGUGCAAGCGUUAGAAUGAAUUCUGGGGCGUGACUGCCAUCUCGGAGAGUCCUGAGGACGCCGGGGUGCUGUGGUCACUGCACAGUUGAUGAGCAGAGUCCUUGGUGCAGGUGUGCCUUAAGUCAUGGCUGAAGAAAGAUGGAGAGAAGGGUCAUCAGCCAAGGCUGAUGAGAAUAAUUUACCGUAGGAAGGAAGGGUCACAGUUUUAAAGAGCGACUUUCAUGAGUGAACUAAAUAAUCCGUCACGGUACUUCCCGAUCGGCGUCUGGUCUCCGGCCAUGGCAUAUGCCUAACCUAGCAUCUUGGAGCUUAGCCCCAGCAACAGUGCGCACCUGUUUCUCAGCUCUUCAAGCUGCCUGCCUGUGGCAGUUUAACUGUGUACCUGUUUGUACCCCGUCUGUGUUCUGGAAGUUCCACGGCAACAGGAUGUUCUUGAACCGAGUCCUUUUCAAGGUUAAAGAACCAGAAAAUGCCAUCAUUUUCAUAGACCGUACUGAAAACGCCUCCCAGGUGGUUGAUGCUCUAGAAUGUACUGUGCAUCCCUUUUUGUCUGCAGUGUCACCUGAAAGCAUCACUCAUUUUAUACCGGAUCCCAGUUUAUACAGUUCAAGGGUGAGGUUAUGAAAAAUUAAAGUACGUGAAGGUGAACUCUGAGUGACUGUACAUGUAUGAAGUUCAUUCACUUGGGCUCUUACUCAUCCAGUGCUUUUUGAAGAACCCUGAAAACUUCAAAGGACCAAAGUGCCUAAUAAAAUUUUGUCUCUUUUCUUUGCUCCAGUUAAUCUUAAUAAUUUUGCUUUAUUUGAUAGUUAAUAGAGGGUUCCAUGGCUGGAAUGGAUUUGGCCUAAAAGGAAACACUGAAGAGUCUGAUACGAAAACAUUGCUGUUCUUUCCAGCGGGUAGAUGGUGGCAGCAGGACUCCCCUUCCCGGUGGUGGCCCCGGUGGCAUAACUUGCUGGCACUAUACUGUGGGCACAUCUGAAGGAAGGAUGUGUGUCUUACACUGGGGUGGAGGUGUGGAGGCGGAGAGGGAGAGGGCUGCUUACGGGUGACCACAGAUUUGUGAAGUACUUUGGGGAAGUGAAAAAAUCAACAUGUUCCAUAGGACUUCAUAGUUUAAUUAUCUGCACCCAAAAGCGGGCAUUUCUUUGGAGAGUUUGUGAUCUUCUUAGCACCUUGUUGUGCAUUUGCUGUAAAACUGGGAUUCCUAAGCUCCGGCCUUGGGCAAUUGGGGGGUCAUCACUGUCCAGCCCAGAGCUCUUAGAAAGCCAGCCUCAUCCUCCCUCCGUGUUGGAACGGAAUUCUUUUAGCUGUCGUCUUCGUCCCUUCUCUAUAUUUCCGCUUGCAGAUUUUAUUCAGGGAUGAUUUCAUGGCACAUGUUGAGAAGGAACUGCUUUGGGUUGGUUUUUUUCAGUGAUUUUGCUUUACUUGGUGCAUUGCAUAUUCAAGACUUGCACCGAAUUGGCCAUACAUCCUUUUCCUGUGUGUCUCAGCCUAACAGACUGUGAUGGAGAGCUAGUCCCUAGCCCUUGGACAUUUUGCAUUUGAAUGCCAGUUGAGGAUUCCACAGUUUCUCAAGCCAUGUGAAUGAAGUCAGAGUUUCCCACUGACUACUGAGGGCUCAGCAGAAUUUGCCAGUUGGUCAUUUCCUGGAGCACAAGACAUUGUGCCAGUCAGGGUGUAACAAAGACAUGUGUUCCAAGUCUCUUCUUAGCACAGAGCCGCAGAGGACACCAGGCAUACCACCCAUCUUUAGAUGGUCCUGGGACAGCUGUCAGCCCAGCGUGCUCUACUCUGUGUUGGGCUCCCCUCCCACGGUCAGUGGCAGGGGCCACCUGUGUGUUGUGGGACUGGAGUUAGAGCUUUUGCUAAGGGCUCACUUCCACCUGCUGUAAGGAAGAGAGACCAGCAUCUCUGGUCUUUGUAAAUUUCAAGGUGUUCUUACUGUUCUAUUUAAUGCUUCUCUUAGAGCAACUUAAAAAAAAAUACUGUGUACCCGUUAAACACUUAAAGACUGAGAAGACCAUGUUUUCCUGCUGGCCAUGGAUUGAUUUAAAAUACAUGGAUUGAUUGAUGCUAAGUUUUCACAUACCUGUCUCUGCCACACACUGCUCCAAAGAGACCUGCUUGUGGUCCCUUCCAGCCUCUCCUAAGUUGGCUACCCAAGUUCCUGUGCACCUUCAGAGUCCUUCUGUUGCUGUCGUGGAACGGUCUAUGCACCGUUAAGUUAACACGGUCAAGUCAUGUCAGGUGGUGGGACGUUGCCAUUCAUCUUCAGUUUCCUUAUUUUCUAGGAGCUUCCUGUAGAAAAGCCCCCCAGACAAAGCAAACCUUAAUAGGCUAAAUAAAGAUUGCAUGCUCCACUUAAGAUAAGCACUCCGGCCGAGGAUCCGAGAUCUACCACGCUCGCAAGACCAGUUGAAGCUGACUCAAAAAUCCUAACACACGACUGACUGUCGGCAGGCUUCUCAGUGCCCUGGUUAGGGUCUGGUCUCCACUGCUUUGCCAGAGCCCAGGCACGUGCGCUGGGCUCCCGGGCGAUCGGGGUACAAGGAGGAGGGCAUGUGGCCACGGUACUGGGGGCUCAGAUCUAAGCACAGCCCUGGGUCUUGGCACACAACAGAGAAGGGAAUGAUUGGAUGGAACUUAACCUGCAGAGCAAGUUGUGGUUUAUGAUUAGUUCUCUGUAGAUUUCAGGGAUGACAUAUUCUGCGCACUCACUCGAAAAUGUCUUGGUCAUACACCAGCUCUUGAUGCCUUUCUUUUAAAUGAGUUCUACACAGAGAGGCCUUGAGCUUCUCUUAGCUUAUUGGUUCUUUUUGUUUGUUUGUUUUUGUUUUUUAAACAAGCAGAUUGCCAGCAUAAUGGAGAGGAAACCAGAUUGGAUAUGGACUCUUUUUUUUUUUAAUGCUUCUUCCACUGUCCUGUUCAUAUAUCCAGAUGGACGUUAUCCUCUCCGAUGAUUAUCUGGCACUAAUUUAUAACUAUUAUCGGAGACUAUGUAGCAGUAUAUCUGCAGCCAGGAUGCACCGUAGGCCUCUAUAGAUGUAUGUGCACACGUAAGUAUAAAUGAACUUACAUGCCAGGUUUUACACUUCCGUCUCUAAAAGAGAGCAGAAAGCCCCCAAAUUGGCCUUGUCCUGAGUCGAUGUAAGUGUUGCUUCUCUCUGCAUUCUAUGCCUUCCCCUUAAUUGAUGACUGAGUUGGUGGAAAAUGGCUUGGUUUUAUUCAUGUUGUUUUUUGUUCUCAACUUUAAAAGUAAUCUACCUCUGAAAAUGUGUAGUUCGAUGCUUGUUUGGUGAAUUUGUGCCACUUUAACCCUUUCGCAACCAUUCCUGUUUUGUUACGUUUCUGUUAUGGGGACUUUAUGUUGAAAUGUACAAAGCAUUUGUAGCAGUUUAAAAAUAAAAUAUUUAAAAUUAUUUAAAUUGUUUUGGACACUUCAAUUGUACUAUAUGUGAUUUACGUUUUACAUUUUUGUUGGAGUUGUUAACCUGAAGAGUGUUCCUGUAUUGAAGUGUGCUGUUAGUUAUUUUAUUGUUUCUUGUUGGAGAGUGAUAUAAAAGACUAUUCUAAUGAAAACAUUAAAAUUUACAAUUUGACAUACAAAAGGGGUUGUCCGUUGAUUUUCACCAAUACAGCCUUGAGAGAGAGAGAGAGAGAG
This is a messenger RNA of Neogale vison (American mink), 9279 nucleotides long. It is a transcript of the gene PRDM2, whose product is annotated as PR/SET domain 2. The transcript has 9 exons. Gene Ontology annotation, cellular component: nucleus. The record is from RefSeq and is a predicted model, not a curated record. NCBI's taxonomy places the organism in Eukaryota, Metazoa, Chordata, Mammalia, Carnivora, Mustelidae. Gene Ontology annotation, biological process: regulation of transcription by RNA polymerase II. The coding region runs from base 99 to 5309 and encodes 1736 amino acids. Gene Ontology annotation, molecular function: protein binding; DNA-binding transcription factor activity, RNA polymerase II-specific; RNA polymerase II transcription regulatory region sequence-specific DNA binding.